AUGACAAUCUAUCACAUCGUUCUGUUCGAGUUCAAGUCUGACCUCACCAAGGAGCAGAUCCAAGAAGCAUCCGAGGGCAUGGUGGCUUUGCAGGAGAAACUCAUGCAUCCUGUGACGAAGAAGCCGUACGUGAAGCGAUGGGGCGGCAUCAACAACAGUCCGGAGGGAAGAGCUCGCGGCAUGACCCACGGCUACCUCUGCCUGUUUGAGAACGAACAGGAUCGGACCUACUACCUGGAGGAGGACCCUGACCACAAGGAAUGGGUGCAAUUCGUCAAGCCUUUCAUUUCGAAUGCGCAGGUGGUUGACUUUGUGGACGGCGUUCACGUUUGA
This is a messenger RNA of Purpureocillium lilacinum, 333 nucleotides long. RefSeq lists its product as uncharacterized. Lineage: Eukaryota; Fungi; Ascomycota; Sordariomycetes; Hypocreales; Ophiocordycipitaceae. The record is from RefSeq and is a predicted model, not a curated record.